Messenger RNA from Symbiodinium sp. CCMP2592, 2031 nucleotides. Lineage: Eukaryota; Dinophyceae; Suessiales; Symbiodiniaceae. The record is from the annotation of a GenBank genome assembly.
AUGGCUUUGCAGCUCCAACCCACAGUGCUGGUCAGGCCCCCUGUCGGGGCACCGGUGGCCCAGGGCUCUCGCUCCGCGGCCUCCUCCUCGGUGUCUCGGCCCGGCCCCCCGCCCUCCGCGCCUCACCUGGGCGCUGUGGCCCUGGGCACUGCGCUCGGAGCCUUCGGGCAGUGCCGUGAGCGCACUGCCCGCCGGACGCGGGUGUGUAGAUAUGCCAAGAAGGGCAAGAAGGGCAAGCAGAAGCAGCAGGAAGCUGCUGAGCUUGAACUAGAGGACCUCAUCAUGCCCGUGGAGGGUAUGACAGUGGGCGAGCUCGCAGAGAAGAUCCGAAAGCCCGUUGCCGGGAUUAUCACCUACUUCUUUGCAGAGAAGGGCAAGCCUCUGACCAUCAACGAUUUCCUGGAAAAGGAGCUCAUAGCAGAGGUCUGCGACAAAUACGAGCUCGAGUACAUCUUCGAUGAUGAGAAGGCCACCACAGCCGGAGACCGUGGCUUCCUUGCAGAAGAGCACAAGGGCGAAACGGAGCCGCGACCACCGGUAGUGACUGUCAUGGGGCACGUGGAUCACGGGAAGACCACCCUUCUCGAUACCCUCCGAAAGCGCAGCGUCGCUGCCUCGGAGGCGGGCGGCAUCACCCAGCGGAUCGGAGCUUACACCGUGGAGUUGGACGGGCAGAAGAUCACCUUUAUCGACACGCCUGGCCAUGAGGCGUUCACGGCCAUGCGUGCGAGAGGGGCGCAGGUGACAGACAUCGCGGUGCUGGUGGUGGCAGCAGACGACGGGGUGAUGCCCCAGACUCGCGAGGCGAUCGCCCAUGCCAAGGCGGCCGAGGUGCCGAUCAUCGUAGCGAUCAACAAGAUCGAUAAGGAUGGCGCAGAUCCUCAGAUGACGAGGCAGAGCCUCUCGGAGGAAGGGUUGAUGGCCGACGACUGGGGAGGCGACAUCCCCAUGGUCGAGGUCAGCGCCAAGAAGAAUGUAAACCUCGAUGGUUUGCUCGAAAUUCUGAAUCUCACGGCGGAGAUGUCGGAGCUGAAAGCAGUGACGAAGGAAGAUGCGGCGGGCAUCGUCUUAGAGUCCACCUUCGAUGCGACGCGAGGCUGCCUGGCCACCCUCUUGGUGCAGCGCGGGACGCUGAAGAAGGGCGACUGGGCUGUAGCCGGCUCCAAGCUGUGUCGAGUGCGGCUGAUGCAGAACGACGCUGGAGGGGAGGUGCUGGAAGCAACACCUUCCACGGCGGUACAGGUCACCGGCUUUCAGGAGGCGCCUACGGCAGGAGACCAGUUUGAAGUCUAUGCGACUGCCCAGGAGGCGCGAGCUGUAGCUGAGAAACGUGAGCGGGAAAGCAACAAGGGCCCAAUUGGCUUUGCCGGUCUGGGCACGGACAGCGAGCAAACAAUGAAGCUGGCCUUGAUCCUGAAGACGGACGCACAGGGGAGCAUCGCUGCUGUAAAGCACAUGUUCUCUGAAGUCAAGGAUUCCAAGAAUGUGAACUUGAGAUGGGUGCUGGCAGCGCCUGGGCCCAUCACGGACUCAGAUGUCGAGCUCGCCUCCACCUGUCCGGCAGGCCAGAAGGUGAUGGUCCUGGGAUUCAACACCAACGUCUCGCCCACUGCGGAGAGAACUGCCAAGGAGCGAGGCGUGCGGAUUGAGAACUUCAAGGUGAUCUAUGAGCUCUUCGAUACAGUGGUCGCCGCUUUGGAGGGCGAUCUGGAACAGGAGGAGAAACUGGUAGAGAAGGGUUCCGGCAUGGUCAAGGCGAUUUUCGGCGGCCGUGAUGGCGCAGUGGCCGGAUCCGAGAUCAUCGAAGGGAUGUUCACAGUUGGAAACCGAAUCCAUGCAUUCCGCAACAACAAGAAGGUGGGCGAGGGCAUGCUGCGGUCGAUUCGCCGAUUUAAGGAGGAGGUGAAGGAGAUCGAUGAAGGAAAUGAGUGCGGCCUGUCCGUCGACGGCUUCGAUGAUUGGGAAGAGGGCGAUGAGAUCCGGUGCUUCGACGUCAAGAUGAUCUCCCCGAAGAUCGUCAACAAGAAGUGA